Gasterosteus aculeatus aculeatus (three-spined stickleback) is the source of this 2255-nucleotide messenger RNA. NCBI's taxonomy places the organism in Eukaryota, Metazoa, Chordata, Actinopteri, Perciformes, Gasterosteidae. The record is from RefSeq and is a predicted model, not a curated record.
UUAUUUAUUUUCUUACAUGCCGAAGAGCCCAUCGGCGCGCGCCACGCGCACGUCACGACGAGCUGCAGAGACGGAACGUCUGCGGCGCGUUCGCAUAAAGUUAUUUAACGUUCAAAGUAGAAAUCACACCCUACUGAGCGUGCUACAGAAAGACUUUUGUUCUGUAAUUUCUCCUCUUGCACGCAACUACGGCGUGCACGUGUUGCGCGUGUCGAUGGAGCUGCGCGUUGCUCCUUUAACUGUGUUUUAGUAAACGAAACCGAAAUGCGUUCGGAGAAGCGGUAACGGUUUUUUUUUGUAUCUCUGCAGCUCUUUUGAUGGGAAGACAGUUACGUAAGCUGCGGUCGCGGCCGAGUCUGACGCGAUGCCAGGACGAAUCCCAGACCCCUCUGUGACAGCGGGCUCCCUGCCCAGCCUGGGCGCCCUGGCUGAGAUCUCGGCCGCCGCGCUGGCCGACAAGCUGAAAUUCGGUGACCUCCAUGAGUUUGGCGCAAUGCUGUCACCUCUGCACUUCCUGGACGGUACGGGGAAGAGGGCCCUGGUGAUCAAAACCGAGAGAGAUGAAGAAGACGACAGGAGGAAGCGAAGGCGGGAGAAAAACAAAGUGGCCGCGGCGCGAUGUCGGAACAAGAAGAAGGAGAGAACGGAUUAUCUUCAAAAUGAAUCGGAGCGACUGGAGUCGUUGAACUCUGACCUGAAAGCCCAGAUCGAGGAGCUGAAGCUGGAACGACAGCAGCUGAUCCUCAUGCUGAACCGCCACCGGCCCACGUGCAUCGUCAGGACGGACAGCGUCCAAACGGCGGAGAGCGAGGCCGAGUGAAGGCGACGGCCCACAGACGGGAACGCGCCGAGGACGGGCAGCACUUAAGAGCCGGAGGGAGAACCAGCACCUCGCACCUCCACUCGGAACCUUACGCCACACAUCGUGGAUCCUGCGGCUGAAUCGUAUAUUCUUUGUCUUUCCGGCUCUCCUGAUUUUUUUGUUUUGUGUGUGAUUGUGGUCAUCGGAGCUCCAGCCACUGUAAGUAUGAAGUUAAACAAACAGCUGUCGGCACAUUACUUUACAUUCUUUACAUCCGGUUUGUUUUAUAGUGUAUUUGUACUUUAGUCUUCUUUGCUUUAGCCAGCGCUUCAACAUAUAUCCAGCAGCUAAAAUGGUUUCCCGCUAUUGAGCUCAAUAGUCAAAUGAACUAUUUCAUUUGUAUUCUGGGAUUCUUAGGAUGUUUAACUGAAGUGCAACCAGAGGAGGGCAAAGAGGAAGACCUAAUUGAUACAUUUAGUUUAAAUUGCUCACUCAAUUAAGAAAAUAGUACAUUUUUCAAUACUUCUACCCACAGACAGCCAGGAGUUAUUUUACUACAUAACAACCUCCACGAUUCUUUGCCAUGAAUUGCUUCGUGAACUAAACACAUUUUGGUUCUUUCUUUCAUUUGGUGGCUGAGAGGUUGAUGCUUUUAUUUGUUGGUUUUGGCGCAGGCGUCAUGUAUGCACAUAUAUAUGUAUCUGUGUGUGUGUGUGUAUAUAUAUAGAUAUGGACUGUUUACAUUGUACUUUAUUUUCUGUUAGGAUAUUGUUAAGACCAAUUGUGUUUUUUUUAUACUUUUGUAUAUGAUUUUAUAUAAAUAUAUAAGCACAAAAUCCCUUUUUGUAUUUCCUUAAGAAAUAAAUAUUUUGUUUUUUUUCCUUGGAUUUAAUUGCGUCCUCCACGUUUGUAAUCAUUAUUAUUUCCAUGAACAAACUUAACCGGUUAACGGUGCCAUCUGGUGGCGUGGAGCAUCUCAACCCGACUGACCCUGUACGUCUACAUUCAGUCACACGUUUGUUACAGUUCUGUGCAGGAACAAUUUUAACAUUUUGAACUUGCCAUUGUUCCUCUUCAGCAUGUCACUUUCCCCUCAAGGUCAGGAUCAUUUCUGUCAGGGAGGUGUUCAGGGAUCUGCUGAGGGAAAGAUUUGUUUUGGCUGCAGGCAAUAUAAUACAAAUUAUAACCGUGGAAAUGAAUGGAAUUUAAUGUUUGUCUCAUGAAGCAUAUGUUUGACCUUAUUCCCUUCACCUCAUGUUGUGUUAAAUUUGCCAAACUUUUCAAAUGCCUUUUUACUUUGACGUUUCUGGUGUAAUUUCAUCACUUUUUUACACGUUCAGAUUUUGACCUGAUAAAAGUAUAAUACUAAGCUACUUACAGGAAAACCCAGCUUCCAACAAGGCUCACUUUGUCCUCAGAGGAGGAUUAUAGUAAAAAAAUAUGACCAACAAAA